Molecule: messenger RNA, 1211 nt
Organism: Rubroshorea leprosula
Lineage: Eukaryota; Viridiplantae; Streptophyta; Magnoliopsida; Malvales; Dipterocarpaceae
Source: the annotation of a GenBank genome assembly
GAUCAUGGAAUACCUCAAAAAUCCAAAUUUUAAGGCCUCAAGAAGAACAAAAAUGCAGGCCUUGAAUUAUGUUCUGUUGGAAGGUGUUCUUUAUAGAAGAGGAUAUGAUGAAUUACUUCUGUGCUGUCUUGGUUCAGAUGAGUACUGCCAGAUUAUUUCAGAUGUGCAUAAUGGAAUCUGUGGUGCACACCAAGCUGGAAUUAAGAUGAGAUGGCUAGUUCGUAGGCAUGGGUUCUUUUGGCCAUCGAUCUUGAAAGAUUGCAUCAGUUAUGCUAAAGGUUGUAAAGCCUGCCAGAUUCAUGGACCACUGCAGAGAGUUCCAGCGUCAGAACUCCAUCCAAUUGUCAAACCAUGGCCAUUUCGAGGAUGGGCCAUAGAUUUGAUUGGUAAAGUUUAUCCUCCUUCCGCUAGAGGGCAUUCUUUUAUUAUUGUUGCCACAGAUUACUUUAUCAAGUGGGUGGAAGCAAAGCCAAUGAACAAGGUUGACCAGAUCGAUAUUAUUAAAUUUCUCAAGGAGGAAAUCAUUCACAGAUUUGGUUUGCCAGAAACAGUGACUUCAGAUCAGGGGACAGUUUUUGUUGGUGCACAAGUUGGAGCAUUUGCAAAAGAAAUGGGAUUUAGGUUACUCACUUCAACCCCUCAUUAUGCUCAAGCCAAUGGUCAAGCUGAAGCUUCCAACAGAAUUGUGAUAAAUCUGCUGGAAAAAAUGGUUGAUGAUAAUCCAAGGUGUUGGCAUGAGCUGUUAUCUGACACAAUCUGGGCUUAUAGAACUUCGCAAAGGAGUUCUACCAAGGUAACUCCAUUCUCUUUAACUUUUGGACAUGAUGCUGUUCUGCCCAUGGAGUUGUCUGCCAGAUCAUUGCGUAUAGCAAUUCAACAUGGUCUUAUUUCUGGAGAAUAUAAUGAAGCAAUGAUUCUAGAGUUAGAAGACCUUGAAGGUAUGCGAUUGCCGGCCUUAGAUAGGCUGCAAACGCAGAAAUUAAAAGUAGCUCGAGCAUACAACAAACGGGUGAAAUCCAGAAGUCUGGCAGUAGGAGAUCUGGUAUGGAAAGUAAUUCUGCCACCUGGAAAGAAAGACCCCAAAUUUGGGAAAUGGUCUCCAAAUUAGGAAGGACCAUUUCGAAUACAUGAAGUGCUUAGAGGAGGAGCAUAUUGGCUUGAAUCAUUAAAUGGAGAGUUACAUCCUCGAAAAAUAAAUGGAAUCUACCUUA